AUGGAAAAGAGUGUUGGUGACUUCCUCGCAGUAGCUUGUGUGUGUGUGUGUGUGUGUGUGUGUGUGUGUGUGUGUGUGUGUGUGUGUGUGUGUGUGUGUGUGUGUGUGUGUGUGUGUGUGUGUGUGUGUGUGUGUGUGUGUGUGUGUGUGUGUGUGAGUGAGUGAGUGAGUAAUUUCACUAGUACUGAUCUUGGAUUAUAGAGUGGUCUAUCUGAGCAAUCCUUGUGUUUGAUUUUAGAGUGUUUUUUUCUGCAAUUCUUGUGUGUCAGCUGUGUGGUAUUACUAUUCUGUAUCAUUUCUGAGCCAUGAUGAACAGUACAAUGCUGUCAGCAUUCUAAUGUUCAUCAUGGUGUGUUUGUGUCUGAUGAUUGUAGCUUCGUCGAGAGACAAGACUGAGACGGGAGUACCUGUAUAGGAAGACCCAGGAGGACAGAGUGCGGAUGAUAGAGGAGAAAAAACAGAAGCUGAAAUCUGCUCUUGAUGGUGAGGACUGCAUGUAAUGGAGGAGAUUGGUGGGUGGAUGAUGGAUGAACAAUCUAAAACACCUUGAGACUUUUUAAGAUGGCAGUGAUAACAAAUUACAAUUUGGGUACCUGUAACUAGUUCUAAGUCAUUGACUUUCGUUUUACCCUACUGACAAUCGUCUCAUCCCUACUGAUGUUCGCAGAGAAGCUGUACAGUUACAGAAAUUGCUGGAGUAUGACGAUGAGGGAGCAGAAGGUUUGUUUCUGCACAUCAACAUUCAAACAACACCCUAUUCCCUAUAUAGUGCACUACUCUUGAUCACCGCCCAUAGGGCUCUGGUCAAAAGUAUUGCACUAUCUACGGUAUAGGGUGCCCUUUGGGACGCAGCCUCAGUGUUGUCUUCUCUAUGAUGUUGACAACACAUCUCAUGGACUGCCAAUGGCAAAAGCAGCCUUACCACAGUUUCCCAUAAAAAAUUAGCAAACAGUGACUGAGAGAUACUCUGUGUGUGCAGGUGUCAGCUCUCACAUGGAUGAUGAGUAUAAAUGGGCUGGAGUGGAGGAUCUAAAGGUCAUGGUCACAACAUCAAGACACCCCAGCUCUCGACUCAAGAUGUUUGUCAAGGUAUGUUCAUUUAUGUCUCAAUUCUUAUUCAAUGUCUAUCCUCUGCUCCACCUCUAUUACAGAGCAUAUUGUAAUCAGGAAAAAUGAUUCCCAAGAAGGCACUAGCAGACAGUAUAAUAGAUUACGUUUUAUACAAGUAAUAAUGACUUGCCCUCAAUUUUUGCUGACGUGCAAUGAUUGCUGUUGACAGGAGGUGAAGCUGAUCUUCCCUGGGGCUCAGCGUAUGAACAGGGGAGGUCAUGAAAUUAAAGCUCCACACAAGGUAAUACAAAAAAAUAUGGUCAGAGUUUAAAAGGCAAGUGAAACGUGCCUGUGCAGGAGUGGUUUAAAAACUCUGAGGUUUUCGGGGGUGCUUGGACAGUUGGGCCAGAGGCCGAGAGGUUGCUGGUACGGGUCCCUGCGUCGACUGGGUGGGCGAUCUGUCGAUGUGCCCUUGAGCGGGGUGCUUGACCCUGAUUGUUCCUGUGGGUCGCUCUGAAUGUGAGUGUUUGCUAAAUGACUCAAAUGUAAUGUACACUACCAGUCAAAAGUUUGGACACACCUACUCAUUCAACGUUUUUUCUUUAUUAUUACAAUUUUUUACAUUGUAGAAUAAUACUGAAGACAUCAAAACUAUGAAAUAACACAUAGGGAAUCAUGUAGUAACCCAAAAAGUGUUAAACAAAUCAAAAUAUAUUUUAUAUUCGAGAUUCUUCAAAUAGCCACCCUUUGCCUUCACGACAGCUUUGCACACUCUUGGCAUUCUCUCAACCAGCUUCAUGAGGUAGUCACCUGGAAUGCAUUUCAAUUAACAGGUGUGCCUUCUUAAAAGUAAAUUUGUGGAAUUUCUUUCCUUCUUAAUGCGUUUGAGCCAAUCAGUUGUGUUGUGACAAGGUAGGUAUACAGAAGAUAGCCCUAUUUGGUAAAAGACCAAGUCCAUAUUAUGGCAAGAACAGCUCAAAUAAGCAAAGAGAAACGACAGUCUAUCAUUACUUUAUGUUAUGUGGGCAGCUUGUCUCUCCCUUUUCUGUUUCCCUUCCUCCUUGUUUUGUCCCCUCUUUGUCUGUUGUUUCUGUAUGUGUGUUUGUCUCCUUUAUGUGGGUGUGUCUGGAGUGGAUCGGGGGGCGUGCUCAGGAUCUGCCUCUCCUGUGCAGCUGCGGGUUGUUUCCAGUGAUUCCUGCCUACGCAGCUGCAUCCUAUUCUCUCAUCAACCUGCACUACUAAUUCCUGGGCAUGGCUCUCCACCGGCGCCAGAUCGUUGUUCUUACUAGAGCGGUAACUUGGCUCACCAGUAAAGUUAAAUUGUCUUUGUCUUCAGCCUGGCUUUUACUCUCCUUAACCUGUCGUUUGUUUUGUCUUCAGUUCAGACAUACCUCCCAACCUGCCUGCCUGCCUCCCUGCCUGCCUGCCUGCCUGCCUGCCUGCCUGCCUGCCUCAGCCUCUCCUUCCUCCGGAGCCGACUAGCCCACUCUGUUCCUUUUCUUCAGUUGUUUUUUGGACUAAGACAAAUUGAACUUUUAUUAAAAUAAUUUUUGUUUCUUCCACUCCCUUAGUCGUGUUUUGUUUCUCUGAGUGCUGGGUUAACCAUAGCGUAACACUUUAAGACAUGAAGGUCAGUCAAUAUGGAACAUUUCAAGAACUUUUAAAGUUUCUUCAAGUGCAGUUUCAAAAACCAUCAAGCGCUAUGAUUAAACUAGCUCUCAUGAGGACCGCCACACGAAUGGAAGACUCAGAGUUACCUCUGCUGCAGAGGAUAAGUUAUUUAGAGUUCCUAGCCUCAGAAAUUGCAGCCCAAAUAAGUACUUCACAGAGUUCAAGUAACAUACAUAUCUCAACAUCAACUGUUCAGAGGGGACUGUAUGAAUCAGGCCUUCAUUGUCGAAUUGCUGCAAAGAAACCCCUACUAAAGGACACCAAUAAGAAGAAGAGACUUGCUUGGGCCAAGAAACACGAGCAAUGGACAUUAGAUCGGUGGCAAUUUGUUCUUUGGUCUGGAGUCCAAAUUGGAGAUUUUUGGUUCCAACUGCUGUGUCUUUGUGAGACGCGGUGUGGGUGGAGAAGGAGGUGUUGUGGUGUCGGGGGGCUUUGCUGGUGACACUGUCUGUGAUUUAUUUAGAAUUCAAGGCACACUUAACCAGCAUGGCUACCACAGCAUUCUACAGCGAUACGCCAUCCCAUCUGGUUUGGGCUUAGUGGGACUAUCAUUUGUUUUUCAACAGGACAAUGACCCAACACAUCUCCAGGCUGUGUAAGGGCUAUUUUACCAAGAAGGAGAGUGAUGGAGUGCUGCAUCAGAUGACCUGGCCUCCACAAUCCACCCACCUCAAUUAAAUUGAGAUGGUUUGGGAUGUGUCAGACCGCAGAGUGAAGGAAAAGCAGCCAACAAGUGCUCAGCAUAUGUGGGAACUCCUUCAAGACUGUUGGAAAAGCAUUCCAGAUGAAGCUGGUUGAGAAAAUGCCAAGAGUGUGCAAAGCUGUCAUCUAGGCAAAGGGUGGCUAUUUUGAAGAAUCUCAAAUAUAAAAUAUAUUUUGAUUUGUUUAACACUUUUUUGGUUACUACAUGAUUCCAUAUGUGUUAUUUCAUAGCUUUGAUGUCUUCACUAUUAUUCACUAUUAAUGUAGAAAAUAGUAAAAAUAAAGAAAAACCUUUGAAUGAGUAGGUGUUGUAAAACUUUUGACCGGUAGUUUGUGUGUGUAUGUAUAUGUGUGUAUAUAUAUGCUUUUAUUUGAUUUUUUACAGGCUGGAAUGCAUCUUUCCAAGUAAAAACACUGCAUCGAGGGAACUUUAAAAUAACUACUUUUAUAUUGCCUGUGUGAACUGUAUAGAUGGGCUGGUGGUGUGCCACCUACCUUUUGGACCAACUGCGUACUUCACCCUUUACAAUAUGGUAAUGAGACAUGAUUUUACAUUUUAGUCAUUUAGCAGACGCUCUUAUCCAGAGCAACUUACAGUUAGUGAGUGCAUAUAUAUAUUUUUUUCAUACUGGUCCCCCGUGGGAAUCGAACCCACAACCCUGGCUUUGCAAGCGUCAUGCUCUACCAACUGAGCUACACGGGACCAUGUGCCGGACAUUGGAACCAUGUCUGAGGCCUACCCCCACCUCAUUUUUCACAACUUCUCCUCACGACUUGGCCAGAGGGUGAGGGACUUGGCACUUCACAAUUCUCAAUAAAUGUUUACCCCAAUACUGUUAGUGCAUCCAAAUGUUUCUGACACUGACUGUAAGUAAAUAUCUCCCAAUCAGGUUUCCAAUAUCCUCAAGUAUUUGUUCCCAGUGCCUAAAGAGGACAGUAGACGAGUUAUCACAUUUGCCAACCAGGAGGAUUUUGUAUCUUUCAGGUGAGUAGAGGGAUGCUUUGAACAAGCUAUUUGGGAAUCUUGGGCAGACAUGUUGAAUGUAGACUCAGUCAGGUAGCGGAACGUAGCUACACAUUCGUAUUUACUUAAAAGUAAGGACCUAUUCUUAUUGCAGACAUCACACUUACAAGAAAACGGACCACAGGAACGUUGUCAGAAGUUUGGCCCAGAUUUGAAAUCAAAUGUAUAAAAAAAAAAGAGUACAAUGUUUUACCUUUCUCAUCAUAAGCAACACCAUGUUUUUGAACAAUGUGUAAGUUUGGAUUAAUUUUAGUUUUACCCUUUCCUGCACCGCACCCCCUAUACCGUUUGUGUAUUUUUUCUCGUGUGUAUUGAUGAUGCACAUGCAAAAUUGUAAUUGUUAUAUUAUAAACUAGUGAUUUAACUGUUUUUCUGUCUGUAGUGUACAUGAUCAAGCUUGGUACCCUGGAAAAUGAGGCUACAGCGGAUGUUGAAUGCCGCCACCACUCAUAUACACACACUGCCAAAAAGAGGAAGUUUCUCAGCAUGGCGUAA
This is a messenger RNA of Coregonus sp. 'balchen', 4942 nucleotides long. NCBI's taxonomy places the organism in Eukaryota, Metazoa, Chordata, Actinopteri, Salmoniformes, Salmonidae. The record is from the annotation of a GenBank genome assembly.